Neopsephotus bourkii (Bourke's parrot) is the source of this 2376-nucleotide messenger RNA. Its product is annotated as low-density lipoprotein receptor-like. Bases 1 to 2376 code for a protein of 791 amino acids. NCBI's taxonomy places the organism in Eukaryota, Metazoa, Chordata, Aves, Psittaciformes, Psittacidae. The transcript is spliced from 17 exons. Gene Ontology annotation, molecular function: protein binding; calcium ion binding. The record is from RefSeq and is a predicted model, not a curated record.
AUGGGGCCCGCGCUGCUGCGGCUGCUCCUGCUCGGGACGGCGGCGGCGGCGGCACCGGGAGGAGGCCCCGCCCAGUGCGGGGGGGGGCAGUUCCAGUGCGGGGACGGCGCCUGCAUCCCCAGGGCCUGGGUCUGCGACGGCAGCGCCGAGUGCAGGGAUGGGGCCGAUGAGAGCGAGGAGAGCUGCAGCUCCGUGUCCUGCUCCCCAUCCGAGUUCCCCUGCGGGGGGCUCCGGGGCCGCUGCGUUCCCCUGCUCUGGCGCUGCGAUGGGCACCGCGACUGCGAGGACGGCUCCGACGAGCUGCAGUGCCCCCCCCGUUCCUGCCCCCCGGAUCAGCUCCGUUGCGGGAGCGGCUCCUGCAUCUCCCGCGCCUUCGCCUGCGACGGGGACCGGGACUGCGAGGACGGCGCGGACGAGGCCGGGUGCCCCCCAGCGCCCCCUUGCGGCGCCGCCGCCUUCCGCUGCCCCGACGGCUCCUGCGUGCCCCGGCUCUGGGCCUGCGACGGGGACCGGGACUGCCCCGACGGCGCGGACGAGGCGGCCCCGAGCUGCGGCCCCCCCCGCGCCCCCCGCGCCUGCCCCCCCCUGCAGCUGCGCUGCGGCUCCGGCCGCUGCCUCCCCCGGCGCUGGCGCUGCGACGGCACCGAGGACUGCGCCGACGGCAGCGACGAGAGGGGAUGCGCCCCCGCCUUGUGCCCCCCGGAGCAGUUCAGCUGCGGGGACGGGCGCUGCGUGCCGGGGCUGCGGCGCUGCGAUGGCACCGAGGACUGCGCCGACGGCAGCGACGAGGCCGAGUGCGGCAACGUGACCGCCUGCGCCGGGUUCCGGUGCCGCUCCGGUGAAUGCAUCCCCAUGGAGCGCGUCUGCGACCGGCGCCGCGACUGCCGGGAUUGGUCGGAUGAGCCUCUCAAGGAGUGCGGGGUCAAUGAGUGCCUGGAUGGCAACGGGGGCUGCUCCCACGUGUGCCGGGACUUGCCCCUUGGCUACGAGUGCCGGUGCCCCGAUGGCUUCCGGCUGGGCCCCGAUGGACGGAGCUGCCUCGACAUUGAUGAGUGCCAGGACCCCACCACCUGCAGCCAACGGUGCCAGAACCUCCCGGGCUCCUUCAAGUGCGGCUGCGGGGAGGGGUACAGGCUGGAGCCCAGCACCAACGCCUGCCGUGCACUCGGGCCGCCCCCGGCGCUGCUGUUCUCGUUGCGCCACGAACUGCGGGAGGUGGCGCUGGACGGGGCCCGGUACCGGCGGCUCCUGGGGCCGCUCAAGCACCUCGGGGCGCUGGACGUGCACGUGGGCAACGGCUCCGUGUUCUGGGCCGACCUCAGCCGGGGACGGAUCUUCCGGUCUCCACUCUCCACCACAGCCGAUGCCCCCCAGCAGGUCCCGGUGCUGGAGCUGGGCUCAGGGACCCCGGACUCCAUUGCCCUGGACUGGCUCCAUCACCUCCUUUACUGGACCGACCCCGUGCUCGGGGCCGUGGCCGUGGCAGACGCCGGCGGUGCCUGGAGCCGGACGCUGCUGCGGGAGGAGGGAGCCAAACCCUGCGGCAUCGCCCUGGACCCGCUGCAGGGUUUCCUGUACUGGACGGACUGGGGAGCCAGCCCCAAGAUCGCCCGGAGCCGCCUCGAUGGCUCUGAUGUGGUGACGCUGGUGACCGAGGAUGUGGAGUGGCCAAAUGGGAUCACCCUGGAUCUGCCCUCCCAGCGCCUGUUCUGGGUGGACGCUCGGCUCCAUGCGCUCUCCAGUGUGGACGUGGACGGGGGCCGGCGCCGGACGCUGCUCAGGGACCCUGCGGUGCUGGUGCAGCCGUUCGCCAUCACCGUGUUCGAGGACCGGAUUUACUGGAGCGAUUCCCAGCUCGGGGCCGUGUUCGGGCUCGGGCUCCACUCGGAGCCGGGGCCGCAGCGGCUGCUCCAGGAGCGGUUCCCGGUGCAGGGAUUGGUGCUGGUGCAUCCCCUGCGGCAGCCCACAGCCCCCUUGCCCCCCCUGGACGUGGUCCUCCCACAGCCCCCCCCCAGUGCCCAUGAGGGGGGCCCGGAGCCCACACCCAGCGCUGAGACCCCCGGGACCCCCAACAGCACCGGCACAUCCGGCAACGCCACCGCAGGCAGCCGCGGCGGUGCCGUGGUUCCCGAGGGUCCCGGUGGCAGCAGAACGGCCUCGACGGUGCUCGCGGUGAUGCUGCUGCUGGGGGCCCUGGCUCUGCUCGGUGCCGGUGCCCGCGGGCUCUGGCGCUGGUGGCGGCACCGCAGCACCCGCAGCAUCAGCUUCAGCAACCCCGUGUUCCGCAAGGGGGGGGGCCCAGGGGGGGACGAGGAGGAGGAGGAGCCCCUGGGGGUGCCCCGGGCCCCCUCGGUGCUGGAGGAUGGCGUGGCCUGA